AUGUUGAAAUUCAGAGUGCCCUCCAAUGGAAGUGUUACUUACGCGGAGCAACCCGUAGCUGCUAAGCGCACCGGCUUCCGAGCUAGAACGCCAGGAGCACGUCUAAUUUUAGCCGUGGCAAACCACGAAGUUGCGAAGGCGCCACUUCGGCUGGCUCGCUUCGGGCCCCGCCGGGACGGGUUCCGCGCCGCUCCCGAGCUGCAGGCUUUCCGCGACUACGGGGAGAGCUGGUACCGCUCCCGCAAGGGGCUGGAGAGCCGCUUCCAGCCGCGGGAGCCGCUCGCCCAGCAGCCGCAGGUGACAGCAGAGGCGCGCUGCGAGCUGGUCAGCUGGCUCAUCGCCGUGCACCGGUACUUCAGCGUCUCCUUCGAGGCGCUGUGCCUGGCCGUCAACAUGCUCGACCGCUUCCUCGGCACCACCCCGGUGGCCGCCGACUGCUUCCAGCUCCUGGGGGUGACGGCGCUGUUCAUCGCCUGCAAGCAGGUGGAGGUGCACCCCCCCAGCAUGAAGGAGCUCCUCGACCUCUGCUGCGGCGUCUUCUCCUGCCAGCAGCUCCGCAACCUGGAGUGCCUCAUCCUGCGCCGCCUGGGCUUCGAGCUGGCGGCGCCCACCGUGAACUUCUUCCUGGAGCACUUCAGCCAGGUGCGGCUGGAGGCGCGGGGGGCCGACGCGGGAGAGGCGGCGGACGCCCGGAGCCUGGCGGUGGGCAUAGCGGAGCUCAGCCUGGCCGACUACGCUUUCACCAAAUACGCCCCUUCCCUGCUGGCCGCCAGCAGCCUGGGGCUGGCGGACCGGCUGCUGCGCCACCGCAGUCCCCUGGACCUGCGGAUCAGCGGCUACCCGAGGCGGGUCCUGCGGGACUGCGUGGACCAGCUGCAGCUCCUGGUCUCGCUGAACAGGCAGUUCCUGCCGCUCCUCCUGCCCCCGGAGGUGGUCCAGAAGUGCCACCGCCUGCGGGCUGGCAGCGGCGAUGCCGCCGCCCGUCACUCGCACCUCUAG
This is a messenger RNA of Haliaeetus leucocephalus (bald eagle), 999 nucleotides long. It is a transcript of the gene CCNO, whose product is annotated as cyclin O. The transcript is spliced from 5 exons. Gene Ontology annotation, molecular function: cyclin-dependent protein serine/threonine kinase regulator activity. Gene Ontology annotation, biological process: mitotic cell cycle phase transition; regulation of cyclin-dependent protein serine/threonine kinase activity. Lineage: Eukaryota; Metazoa; Chordata; Aves; Accipitriformes; Accipitridae. The record is from RefSeq and is a predicted model, not a curated record. Gene Ontology annotation, cellular component: centrosome; cyclin-dependent protein kinase holoenzyme complex; nucleus. Bases 1 to 999 code for a protein of 332 amino acids.